Molecule: messenger RNA, 697 nt
Organism: Dendrobium catenatum
Lineage: Eukaryota; Viridiplantae; Streptophyta; Magnoliopsida; Asparagales; Orchidaceae
Product: glutathione S-transferase U20-like
Exons: 2
Coding region: 1-663 (220 amino acids)
Biological process (GO): glutathione metabolic process
Cellular component (GO): cytoplasm
Molecular function (GO): glutathione transferase activity
Source: RefSeq, a predicted model, not a curated record
AUGUCCAGGUCUAAUGUAGUUCUCUUGGAUCAUUGGGUUAGCCCAUAUGCCAUGCGGGUCAGGAUUGCACUAUGGGAGAAAGGAGUUGAGUUCGAGUCAAGGCAACAAGACUUGGGCAAUAAGAGUGAGUUGCUACUUCGAUCAAAUCCUAUCUACAAGAAGGCUCCUGUUCUUUUGCAUGAUGAUAAACCGUUGUGUGAGUCUCUUAUUAUAGUUGAGUAUAUUGACGAGGUAUGGCCGAGUCCUCCAUUGUUACCUUCAAGCUCUUAUGAACGUGCUACCGCCCGAUUUUGGGCCGAUUUCAUAGAUAAAAAGUUUGCAGAAGCUGCAAUCAAGACAUGGAGAAGCGCAAGGUCGGCCGAGGAGCUUGAAGCAGCGAGGAACGAAUUCUUCGAGACACUGAAGCAGCUGGAAGAAUUUCUGGGAGAAAAAGAUUACUUUGGUGGAGAAACUUUUGGGCUCGUAGACUUGGCGCUGAUUCCAUUUUGGAGCUGGUUCUCUGCUUAUGAGAAGUUUGGGGGAUUCAAGAUAGAAAGCCCAAAGCUCUCUGCUUGGAUACAAAGGUGCAUGGAGAGAGAAAGCGUCGCCAAAGCGCUGCCGGCGCAGGAGAAGGUGUUGGAGUUUGUCUGCAUGUUGAGGAAAAUUUUUGGAUUCGAUCAGUAAAUCUGCUAGCUGAGAAUUCACGAACUUGUUUGCU